AUGACGCUAUCUAUGCGGGAUUUUAUUGCUCUACUUUCGCGAUUCUCGGCGGUAUAUAAGUUCCCCGUAAAGGCCGAUAGAUCAACACAAAUCAUCCGGCAAUCAAGCUACAAACUAAAAAAGAAAUCAAAUCCAAGCACCAUGAAGUUCUUCAUUGUCAGCCUCCUGAUCGCCGCCUUCGUGGCCCUCGCCCAGAGCAGUGUGAUCCAUGGAUCCGCCUUGUCCUAUGCUCCCGUAGCCGCCGUUCCAGUGGUUCGCUCCGUGCCCGUGGUCCGUUCGGUGCCCGUGGUCCGCAGCGUUCCCGUUGUCCGUCAUGUCCCGGUGGUGCGUCAUGUUCCCGUUGUUGACUCCGUUCCGGUGCUGACCUCCAGUGUUCGUGUCGGCCAUGCCGCCGUCUACGAUGCUCCCCUCAUCCAGUCCUAUGGCGGUUGGCUGAAGCAGAAGUAA
This is a messenger RNA of Drosophila serrata, 447 nucleotides long. RefSeq lists its product as uncharacterized. The record is from RefSeq and is a predicted model, not a curated record. NCBI's taxonomy places the organism in Eukaryota, Metazoa, Arthropoda, Insecta, Diptera, Drosophilidae.